GUAUCCGUGGGGCGAGCGCGCUUUUCGUAAGCUGAUGGAGACAUUAGGAAAGAAUAUGCAACAUUACAAGGAUAAUGUUGACAAGAAGAAGGGGAAGAAGAUUGCUCAGGAGGCAAAGUACACAGUUAGUGGCUAUGUACCUGCCUUUCAGUACUGGGCAUACGAAGCAAUUGAGAAGUUGGGGAAGAAGUAUGCCCACUGCAACGGGACCAAGUUCCCCAGAAUGUUGAGCUGGAAAACACCAAAGGGCCAGCGGAAACAAGAUGUCAAGGCAACCGACAUUGCACUGUUAUUCAACAGUCGGUUGGUGGUGAAGAAGUGCUUGUUUCCCCGGCCCAGUGAAGAGGCAUACUUCAAGAGUAUUAAUGAGGGUAGAGCCCCUCUUUGCUUUGAGAUGGACGUAGAACAAACGGUGGACGUUGAUGGUACACAAGAGUCUGUGUUUGAAACUCAAGCGAAGACCAUCAACGAGGCCGUGACAAAGGCAAAUUUAGUUCCACCACCACCGGCACCUGAAGUACACGAGCCAUCUACUUCAGCAGGUCCUUCUGCUCCAACCAGUACAACUGUGGACACUGACCUUGUAAAGAGGUUGGAUAGCAUUGAGGCCCGGCUGGAGAAGCUUGAGUCCCAGCAGGAAGCCGUCAUGUUGGCACAGACGGGGUUAGUAAAUAGCCAUCUCAGUAUGAGGCGGUCCUUCACAGAGAGUCAGAAAGAUCUGAAGGAGACUCUACUGGCUAAGAUGGACGAGUUGAUGGCUAUGGUAAAAGGAGCGCCCACACCUGGAGAGCCCACACCUGCACCGCAAAAUGAGGAACAACAGGCGAGUGAUAACGAAGAUGUCUUCCCAGAAGAUUGGGAAGCAGAUGAUAACGAGGCACCGUCAACUCCAUUGGACGCAAUCAUCACGGCCAUUGGGGAUACACAAUCACAGGACGAAGUCCUACUUCUACCUGCACCCCCAGAAAAUGUGCCAUUUGUGAGGAAGAGGAAGCCGCCAACGUACUUGAACGACUACACUGCGGAAAAGAAAAAGAGGCGAGUUCUUCCAGAGAACGUAGACCCGGAGAGACCAGCAGACCGUAGAUUGCUUCGUACGUUCAAGAGGUGGUUGAUUGGAGACAUUCCCAAUGCUCGACCUAGGAAUGUGCACACCGGUGUUGGCGAUGUGAAGUUCUUCACAGUUUUGUUUCUUAGGUCAGAGUGGCUUCACGAUGAUGUAAGUAUUUAAUCAUUAAUUAGUAUUUUUGAUUUUUUUUGCAACAUUUUAUUGUAUUGUCGAUGUGUUAGCGACAAUGUCGCGACAUUUUCGCGACAUUGUUGCUGACACAGAAGUUUUUUUCUUUCUGUUUUAUUUGUCGACAUGUCGCGACAUUGUCACGACAUUCUCGCGACAUGGUCGCGUUUUUUUCACGUUCUGUUUAACGACAUGUCGCGACAUUGUCACGACAUUGUCGCGACAUCAGACAAAUUUAUUUAACGACAAUCUUCGCGACGUUUCGCGACUUUAUUUACGACAUUACUUAAUCUUCUCUUUUUUUUAUGCAGCACAUAGAUGCCAUAUCACACUUGAUGAGGAGGAGACGCCAUCAUUUUCCAGAGUUGUACCCUCAGCCAGGUGUGAUUCUGGACACAACACUUCCACAAUUCCUCAUAGGCAUUUGGAGCUGCCAGACUGGUGACAGAAGUACGUUCGAAUGGCCAGAUGCGGUGAACCAGUACUAUCUGGGUAUGGAGAGCCGUUACAUGCCAUGUUGGAAGGAUUUGAACUUCAUAUACUUCGUCCUGUACUUCGAUCAUCAAAAACAUUGGGUUGCUGUUGAGGUAGAUAUUGAUAUGUGGCAGAUUCGGGUGUACGAUAAUGAUUUAUCAUGCACCACCGAAGCACAGUUUGAUGCCAUCAUGCUACCUUGGACUGAGUUGUUUCCACAUCUGCUGAGGUCUACUGGCUAUUAUGAUCAAGUCAACAACAACAUUCUGAAUGUGGACUUAGGGGACAGUAGCCAACUCAAAUCAAUGCAUGCUAGACGCAUGCCAAGUGAGGUGGUUCCCCAAAGUAAAACAAGGUAUUUGUUAAUAUAGUAUAUUAUUAUUUCAUUUGCCAUUACUCUUUAUAUGCAGUUCAGUCUCUAAAUGUGUUUGUUGUUAAUUUUUCAGUGGUGAUUGCGGGGUGUAUGCACUUGAGUACAUCGAACACCUCAUGCUGAAUCGGUCCUUGGACAACAUUACAGACGAUAGCAUGAGAAUGUUCAGAGAUCGGUGGUGUGUAGACUUGUUUUAUCAGAACUUAACUUGGUAAAAUAUAAUUUAAAAGGGUUGUAAAUUUUUUGUAUUAUAGACGAUAGUUGUUUUUAGUACUGUACAGUUUUUAUAUA
Molecule: messenger RNA, 2375 nt
Organism: Cannabis sativa
Lineage: Eukaryota; Viridiplantae; Streptophyta; Magnoliopsida; Rosales; Cannabaceae
Exons: 2
Coding region: 35-1231 (398 amino acids)
Source: RefSeq, a predicted model, not a curated record